AUGGAUCACACGGUUUGCGUAUGGAAUGUAUGGAGCAGAAAUCAGAAGAAGGCAUGUGUGCUAAACUUCCACAAUGCAGCAGUCAAAGAUGUGAAAUGGUCUCAGCAAGGGCACUUUCUACUUUCUUGUGGAUACGAUUGCAUGUCAAGGUUGAUCGAUGUUGAAAAGGGAUUGGAGACUCAGGUUUUCAGAGAAGAUCAAAUUGUUGGAGUUAUAAAGUUCCAUCCUGACAAUUCUAAUAUCUUCCUUUCUGGAGGGUCAAAGGGCCAUAUCAAACUAUGGGAUGUCAGAACUGGCAAAGUAGUGCAUAAUUAUAAUCGAAAUUUAGGUCCAAUUCUCGAUGUUGAGUUCACAUUGAAUGGGAAGCAAUUCAUUUCUUCUAGUGAUGUAUCUCAGAGUAAUGUCAGUGAGAAUGCUAUUAUUGUUUGGGAUGUGUCAAGAGAAGUACCAUUGUCUAAUCAGGUUUACGCAGAAGCUUAUACAUGUCCUUGCGUAAGGCUCCACCCAUUUGAUUCGAUUUUUGUUGCCCAAUCAAAUGGAAAUUAUGUUGCAAUCUUUACUACCGACCCACCUUACAGACUCAACAAAUAUAAGCGAUAUGAGGGCCAUGUGAUCUCCGGGUUCCCAAUCAAGUGCAAUUUCAGCUUGGAUGGGAAAAAACUCGCUUCUGGUUCUUCCGAUGGUUCUAUCUACCUUUAUGAUUAUCAAUCAUCCAAAGUUGUGAAGAAAAUCAAGGCCCAUGAUCAAGCAUGCAUAGACGUUGCCUUCCACCCCAUAAUACCUAAUGUUCUUGCUUCAUGCUCAUGGGAUGGAAGUAUUUUGGUAUUUGAGUAG
This is a messenger RNA of Sphenostylis stenocarpa, 834 nucleotides long. The record is from the annotation of a GenBank genome assembly. Lineage: Eukaryota; Viridiplantae; Streptophyta; Magnoliopsida; Fabales; Fabaceae.